AUGGAUCGUUCCUGUAAGGAGUGUAAUGUGCGAAUCUCGCGGGAUUCUGCACAUGAUGAAUACGAUAAUAAAGAUUUGGUACAUAUAUACAGAAAACCCAUGAUUAAUAAAAGCGUUUUUUUAAAAAGGUCCGAAAAAAAGUACCAUCCCAUAAAUAAGCAUGUAAUAAACUCAUAUAAUAUUUUUCCGUAUGGAGGAAUUUAUUAUCAUGAUAUUAUUAUAAAGGAUGUGUUAAAGUUUUUUUAUAAAAACAAUGACAAAAGAAAUAGUUAUUCUAAUUAUUUAUUACAUCCUGAGAGAGAGAGUUCUAAUUAUGUUUAUUUGGGUGCUGGGAUUAUGAGAGAAGAACAAAAUAAAAAGAAUAAGGAAAAAAAUAAAAUGGUUUUUAUAUUUUUUAUUAAUGAAAUCUUGUUAAAGAGGUUAAGAAGAAAUAAUUUAAGAAAGAGGAGGAUUCGAAGAGUAGGAAAAGGUGAACAAAACGAAAAUAUAAAUAUUAUUAAUAGUAAUAAUAAUAAUAAUAAUAAUAUUAAUUGUAGUAAUAAUGACCAAAUGUAUUGCCCAUCAAGACAAGGUGAUAUAAAAGAAGAGGAUGGUAAUAAAGAAACAAAAAAAAACAUAAUUAACAAUAAAUGUAAUAAUAAUAAUAAUAAUAAUAAUAAUAAUAAUAAUGAUGAAUCAUGUUUUGUUAGAAAUGUUGAAGAGAACGUAAAAGAAGUAAACAAAAAAAACGUAUUAUUAUCAUCAUCAUCAUCGUUGAACAGAAAUAAAAAUUAUGUUAAGGAAUAUAAAAAAAAAAGAAGCAAUAUUAAAAGAUUACAAGAUAUAGAUAAUAUUUUAAACGAACAAUCAAACAAUAAACAUACCUUUAUAAGAACCAAAUCGUCCCUCUUUUAUGAAGAUAUAAAAACGAAAGAAGGAGGAACAUGUACCGAUGUAAACAGAAAUAAGAAAAACACUUCGAUGAAUUCAUUUUUUAGCGAUUGGAAAAAUAUAGAAGAAAAUAAUACAAACAUAAUUAAUGAUAUUAUUAAUGAAGAGAUAUAUGUUAAUAAAUCGACUACCCUUGAUUCGUUAUAUAACAAAGAAAGUUCGAAUGAUAGAGAAAGGCUAUGUGAUAAGAGAUCGGGAGGUAAAAAAAGAGAUCAUUAUGAAUAUGAGUAUUAUGAUGAUUAUGGUGAUGAUUAUGUUGAUGAUUAUGGUGAUGAUUGUAGUGAUGAUUAUGGUGAUGAUUAUGGUGAUGAUUAUGGUGAUGAUUAUGGUGAUGAUUAUGGUGAUGAUUAUGGUGAUGAUUAUAGUGAUGAUUAUAUUGAUGAUUAUAUUGAUGAUUAUAGUGAUGAUUAUAGUGAUGAUUAUAUUAAUGAUUAUGGUGAUGAUUAUAUUGAUAAUCAUUGUAAUAAUCAUUGUAAACAUCUUGAAGAACUACAUGGUCAACCUAAUAAGGUAUACAAAAAAGGGACAUAUGGUCCUAGCGAGAAACAAAAUGUAUAUACCGAUAAGAAUAACAUUUUUUUGUUAAAUAUUUUACAUCAUCAAAAUAAUGUAUAUUCCGUUAAAUGGAAAGAGAGUUCAUAUGAAGAAUUUUCCAUAUUAGUUUCAAUAUGUUAUGAUGGUUAUAUGUAUAUAUGGAAAGAGCAUAUGAAUUGUAAUAAUAAAUUUACAUUUAUAUCUAUAUGUAGAAUUUAUAUUUUAUAUUUCGAGAAUUUAAUCCAAAAUAUUAAAUGGUACUGGAUUAAGAAAAAUGAAGAAAACGAAGAAAAUUAUAAUUUCCUUUUUAAUAACAAAAAUAUAAAUUUGUCAAAAAAUGAAUAUUUGAUAGUAUAUGGAUCAAAGAAUGAUUUAUUGGAUAAUAAGGAUAAUUAUUAUAAUAAUUUUAUAUGUACGCAAAAAAAUAAGAUGAAAAAUUGUAUAUAUUAUAAUGAAUUUAAGAGUAAUCAUAAUAAUGAUGAUCAUAAUGGCGAUCAUAAUAAUGAUCUUAAUAAUGAUCAUAAUAAUGAUCAUAAUAAUAAUUUAUAUUAUAGUGAUAUAAAAGAUUUUAUGGUUUUUUCGAUAUAUGGAAUUUUCAACAUUUAUGAUAAUAAUAUACAUAUAAAAAAUAUAUUAAACCAUGAAAAUAUACCUUUACAUAUUAAUUUUAAUCAUAUAUUAGAUGCAAAAUUAGAAUACAAUCUAAUGAAUACAUCUCUUAUAUCUGUAUAUACAGAUGAUACAUAUUCGCCUGUUAAUGAAUAUAAUAUUAAAUAUGGUAAAUGGAAAAUUAAAAAAAUAAUAGAUCAUUCAAUAAUAAUAAAUAAUUCUAAAAGCCCGCAACAUUUGAAUUAUAUAAAUACACAAAAUAAUAAUAUCAUUAAUCAUCAAUGUUAUGAUAAAACGUUCUCUCCACUUUCUUAUUAUAUACAAAAUAAUAAACAUCUAAACAAUAAACAAAAUGAUUUUAUAUUAUUUGAAAAACUUUUUAAUACCAUCAAUAAUUUAAUGCCACCAUUCUCAAUAAAAAUUUCAACGUACAAUAAAGAUUUUUAUAAAAUAUUUAUUAAACCUAGUGAUAUAUGGAUUAAAAAAAAAAAAAGUAUAAGCAUUAGAUAUUUUGUUGAUUAUAAAAAUCUACUACUCCAACCUUCUCAAAAAAAAAAUUAUAAACAUCAUAAACAAAACAAUUAUCAUCAUUAUCAUCAUUAUCAUCAUUAUCAUCGUUAUCAUAAUUUUAAUAAUAUUAAAAAAAACAACAAUAUGUUCAAAUACAAACAUAUGCAAUAUGACUUACAAUUUAAUAUAUAUCAUAAUAUUUUAGUUAUACUCAACAAAAUUAAUAAUAAAAUGUACCUCUACGAUGUUGUAGGGUCAUUAAAGAAAAAAAAUAUAAAUAACAACAAUAAGAAGAACAAGAAAAAAAAGAAAAAUUAUUAUUCAUUUAAUCAAGACACAAAUAUACAUACACAACCUUUGGAAAAUUCAAAUACUUAUGAAAAUAAUAUGAAUAAAAAUAAUAUCUAUGAAUAUCAUAUGAAUAGUGACAUCAACUCUAAUCAUGUUAAUGCUAAUCAUCUAUUAAAUAAAAAUGUAACUCAAAAUAUACAAUCAACACAGCUAUCUAGUAAUAUCAACACUAAUUAUGUUCCUCAUAGAAACAAUAAUUUACAAAUGUAUGAACAAAACAAUUUAAAUAAUCAAACGAUAUAUAAUACACAAAGAAAUAAUAAUUUUGUGCUUUCCUCUAACCAAUUGGAUUAUAUAAACGAACAUAAUAAUAAUGAUGCUUGUGGUGACACGAGUUUAUAUAAAACAAAUUCGUGUGGAAAACACAACAUAAAAUGUAAUAAAAGAUUACAAAAGAACACACAAUUCUACUCACUCAUUUGUUGUCUUAAUAGUAUAUAUAUUGAUAAUUAUUAUAUUUUAAAAUAUAAAGGAUACGAUUUCUUAAAUAAUAAAACACAUUUCAUUUAUAGUUAUGUUUAUAAAUUUUCGACCUUUUAUGACAAUGUAAAGAAAAAUAAAAAUUUAUAUGUGUCCACUAGCGAAAUUUUAGAAAAAAAGCAUCUUAUCCCUUUAGUAUAUAAAUGUAAAAUGAUUGAAUCAUUUGAUUCGUUCUUUUUAUUAUUAUGUAUCGAUAAAAAUAAAGAACAUGUUUUUGCCCUAAAAUCAGAAAAAAUGAAUAUUGUUAAUAAUAUCAAAAUGAUAUGUAUAUUUGAUGAUUAUUCAUCAUAUAUACAACCAUUUAAUGUAAAUAAAAAAAAUGAUACAUUAUAUAAUAAAAAUGUAAAUACAAAAAUAAAAUUAGAUAAUAAUAUAUAUAUUAAUAAAGUGAAAUCGGAUAUAUUAUUAAUAGAAGGACAUAAGGAAAUAAAUAUAAUCGAUUAUGUUAUAGAUGAUUUUUAUAUAUAUAAUAAAAAUAUAGAACAUAAUUUAUUACUUAUUAUUAAAUAUGUAUAUACUGUACAUAAAAAUAACAACCUUCAUAAUAAAAAAAAAAAAAAAGAAAUAUAUUUAUUAACCAUAUCAACAAUAGAUAUAUGUAAAGAUUCUUUUAUCUAUCUUAAUUUAAAAUUAAAAAAUAUGUUUACUUUUUUUAAUCCUAUAAAAAAUAACAAAUUCUUGUUUUCAUAUUAUACCUUGUCUUUUCAAAACAUUAUACUUUUUGUAACAAAUCAUAACCUAAUAUUGAAAGAUAAAGGAAAUUAUAAUUUUAACGAGGAAUGUGCCUAUGAUGAUAGUGACGAAGAUGAUGAAUAUGAAGAUGGACAUGGUGAAUAUAAAGAAAGACAUGGUGAAUAUAAAGAAAGACAUGGUGAAUAUAAAGAAAGACAUGGUGAAUAUAAAGAAAGACAUGGUGAAUAUAAAGAAAGUCAUGGUGAAUAUAAAGAAAGACAUGGUGAAUAUAAAGAAAGACAUGGUGAAUAUAAAGAUAGACAUGGUGAAUAUAAAGAUGAUAAAACUCAAAAUUGUACAUCGAAUUAUAUGUCCAUAUAUAACAUUGCAAAUAAUUAUAAUGAUAAUAAAGAUUAUUCAAGAGAAAAAGUUUUUGAAAAAAAUGAUCAUAGUUUUUUUUUUAAGAGACAAAAAAUAUACUCCAAGAAGGACAGUAUGUCAAACGAAGAAUGUGUUGUAUUUAUAAAUAAUAGUGAUGAUGAAAAAUAUGAAGAUACUAAUAAUAUGCACAAUGUAAACAAAAUAAAGACAAAUAACAGCAAAAAUGUUACUAUCAAUAAUAAUAAUAUUAAUAGUAAUAGUAAUAAAUUUAGUAAUUUUAUUAGUAGAGCUUUUAAUACAUCCCAUACCUUUAGUGAUAAACAUAAUUCUAAUUCGAAAGAAUCAAAUAAAAACAAACAAACAAACAGUGGAUGUACCACUCGUAAAAACAAAAAUGCUGUUAAUUUAUACUUUUUGUGUACUAAGAAAGGAUCUGUUGUCCAUUUCAUGCAAAUUCAAAAUAUUUUAAAACUUGUAAAUAUUCUUUUAUAUAAUUCUUAUAUUCUUUUUAUUACCAAUAAAAACAUACAUAUCUUAAAUUUAAAUAAUCUUUAUAAUAACUUAAUUUAUCAAGAAAAAGUAAAUCAUUUCAAACUAAAUAAAAGUUAUUCUAAUGUUAAUGAAUUAACUCAUACAAUUAAUCAAGAAAAUGUUUUGUCCAAAUCGGAAAAACAAUCAAAUUGGCUAGUUACGUUUUCUUUUCCUGACUUGUUAAGGGGAAAAACAACACAAAUUUAUAUGACCAGUGCAGGUAAAAAAAAUGUGCAUUUUAUAGUGAUUAGUUUUAUGCUAAUGGAUCAAGGUGUGUAUGAUAUGUCUGAUAAAAUGAAUAGAAACGAAUUAUAUGGAAAUGAAGAAAUUGUUAGAAAGUAUAAUAAAAAUUAUGGAAAUGAUUUUUGUUAUAAAUCAGUUGUAUUAUAUAACAAUGCAUGUGAUGAUGAAGAGUGGAAUAUUUUAAAAUAUGAGAACAAUAAUAUUUUUAUAUAUUCGAAGAAUUCCCUUUUUUUGUAUGGUAACAAAUUGUUGAUAUUAAAAGAUGUAAGGCGGAGGGAAGAUCAAUGUGUGUGUGUAGGUAAUUAUAAUGAUGACAAUAUGGGAGAAAAGCAAAGUUCAGAAAUAGAUAAUAAAUCAAAACAUUAUCUAGCAUCAAGAAAAGAGAAAAGAAUAGAAGAAUAUUAUUUAAAAAAAACAGAAAAUAUUUCUUUAAAUAACAAAAUAAAAUUUUAUGAAAUAAAUUUAUUGAAGAAGUUUAAAAAGCAUAUAUUAAACUUAUAUAAAUUGGAUGUAUUAAAUGGCGAUGAUUAUAAAGAAGAAGGUAUAUUAAAAGAAAAAGGAAAAAAUAAAGAAACUGUAAUAAAAAGUGUAAAUAAUAUGAAUAAAAUAUAUAGUGUGAAUAACUUUCAUUAUAACAAUACAAAAUUAGUUUUUUAUCAUCCAAUAUUACUUUUAAAUUAUAUUAAGAUGGGUUUAUUUUCACAUGUACAUUUAUCCUUAAAGUUACUUUUGCAUAUAUUAUUAAAUAUAUUUUAUAAAGAAAAAACAACAUAUAAUAUUAAAAAGAAUUGUGCAUUACGUUUUGUUAUGGAAAACAAAAAAUUAGAGAUGACACAUUAUAAUUAUCAAGACAUUUGUUGUAGUGUACAGAAAAGUCAGUUUUUAUACGACCUCAAUUUUAUUCAUGGUGAGAUAUAUAACCUUUAUAAAAAUAAGAAAGAAAGUUUAUAUAGUUCCAACAAUUUACCUAGGGACGAUAAAAAUUAUUUAACAAAGGAAAAAUUAGAACAAAAGGACCAGGAGAAAGAAAAUAAAGAUAAGUCGAUUUAUUUGUUUGAAAAUGAAUCUAUUUCGUUAGAUGAUUUUAAUUUAAAUUCUGAUUCGGAUGAUGAUAAUAAUGAUAAUAAUAAGGAAGAGGCAGAAAAAAAAAAUAACAAAAUGAAUAACAAUAAUAAUAAUAAUAAUAAUAAUAAUAAAAAUAAAGAUUACGAUGAUGAUGAUGAUGAUGAUAAUUCCCUAUUAAGUGACGAUGAAGAUAAACCAUCAGAGUUAUCAAACCCUGAUAAUAAUUAUAAUAAUGACGAAAAAAAAUUAAAAGAAUAUUUAAAAUAUUCCAAUGUAAUAAAUUAUGAAUUAAGUAUAGAAGAAAUCAAAAUGUUACAAAUUUUAUUGUUACAUAUAAAUGUGCCUCGUUUAAAUAAUUUUUUCCAGCUAAUAUUAUAUUGCAUGCUAAAUGCGUUUUAUUAUAAUAUGGAUUAUGUGUGUGAAGAAGCCCAAAAGUACAUAAAUAAAGAAAAUAAGGAAAACUCGGAUGAUGAUAAUUAUAAUAAUGAAAUCUAUAGUGAUAAUGACCAUCACCAUAAUGAUGAUAAUCAAAAUGAUGAUGAAGAAAAAAAAGGAUAUAAGAUAUGUCAUUGUGAGCAUUUCAAUUUUAAUUUACAGAAGGAAAAAAUAACAUAUGAAAAUAUUCAUAUAUAUGAAUAUAUAAACAAUAUUAAUAAUAAUGAUCUUGUGAAUAAUAUUAAUUAUGAGGACAAAAACUUAUUAUGUAUCAACUUGAAUAAGAAUAAUUUGUCUAGCUGUUUAUUAUUUUUUUUCCGUUUUUAUAUAAAUUGUUUAAUGUUAUUAAAUAUUAAUAUAGAUAUAGAUUAUGAAUAUGUGCAUCUAUUUCAUUUUAUAAGUAUAGAAGAUGUAGGAAAAGAAAUUUAUAAGUAUGCAGAAAAUAUAUUGACUCACUAUACUCAUUAUUUUGAUAUUUCUGUUAAUGAAGACGAUUUGUUUAGUAUCAACUUGUUUAAUAAAAAAACUUAUUGUGAUAACAUAAAAAAUGAUCACAUAAAAUAUGAUAACAUAAAAUAUGAUAACAUAAAGAGGGAUGACAUAAAGAAGGAUAACAUAAAAUGGGAUAAUAAAGUAAAAAUAAUACCAUUGAUUAAAAAAAAAAAACAUAAUAUUAAUUCCUUCUGUGCUACAUCCCCUUUAAACAAUAAAAAAGAUAAUACAUAUGACACACUUGAUGAGCUUUCUAAUAAGAAGGAGAAUAAUAAUAACAAUAGUAAUUAUUACGAUUUUGAAGGAUAUAUUAAAAAUAAUAAAAUUAUAGAAUUAAAUAAUAUAUUUUUAGAAAAAAUACACAAAUCAGAUAUAAUUUUGGAAUAUGUUUUAAAGUACAAUUUGUUUAUAUUUUUUAAGAGAUUACAGUUAUUUUAUUUUAUGAAUACGAAAAAAGAUUUAUUGUUUAUUUAUGACAUAUUAUUAAAUAGAACAAUCAAAAAAAUUAAUACGAUAAAUAUUGAAGAUAAAGAAAAGCAAAAUGAAUUAAAUGAAUGUAUGGACUUUCUGGCGUUAUUAUAUAUAGCAAAAAAUGAAAAAUCGAAAUUGAUGUUAUUUUAUAAAAUAAAAAAACAAAAUAAAAUAUAUGAUUUCUUAUCAAAUAAUUUUAAAACAGAAAGAUGGUUGAAAGCACUUAUGAACAAUGCAUAUAAAUUAAUGCAAAUAAAAAGAUAUUAUCUAGCUACAGCAUUUUUUAUAUUAUCAGGAGAUAUAAAAGAUGCAAUAGAUGUAAUACAUCAAUAUUUACAAGAUGCACAAUUAAGUAUUUUUCUUAUAAGGUUAAUUAAUAUUUCGUAUAAUGUCUCUACUCAUGAAAAUAAAAAAAAUGAUAAUAUAAAUGGUGACAAAAUAAAUGGUGACAAAAUAAGUGGUGACAAAAUAAAUGGUGACAAAAUAAGUGGUGACAAAAUAAAUGGUGACAAAAUAAAUGGUGACAAAAUAAAUGGUGACAAAAUAAAUGGUGACAAAAUAAAUGGUGACAAAAUAAAUGGUGACAAUAUAAAUGGUGACCAAAUAAAUGGUGACAAAAUAAAUAGUAACAAUUUUAUGGAGACCUCGAGUACACCUCAAGGUUUUAUAUCAAAUAAUAUAAGCCCCAUAUCAUCCAAUUUAGCUGUCUUUUCAAAUUCACCUAUUAAUAGUAAUUCUGUUCAUGAAAAAAAAAAUGACGACGAACAAAAUGAUACUACACAUAUUCAAAACAAAAAGGAAUGCUUAUCCUCAUCAUUAAUUACACACUCUGUUAGUUACAUAAACAAGGAUAGUGUUGAUGUUUUAAAUAUUCAUAUGAAGAGAGAAGAAACUAAUAUGUUAUCAACAAUUAAUAGAGAUCUUGGAAAUGAUAUGGUCAAGGAUAAAAAAGAAAGUACAUAUGAUGAAAGGGGGGAGACACCUGAGUUAGUACAAACAAACGAAAAUUUUAUAUACAAAUAUUUGAACUAUAUUUUAAAUGAAAAAAUAAAAGAUGAUGUAGAUAAUAACCAUAUGAGUGAUACGAAUCUUUUAAAUAAUAAAGAAAAAUAUAAUUACAUAUAUAAACGUGGUGAUAGUAAUAAAAAUAUGUCUUUUUAUAUUUUAAAACAUAUUAUGUUAGGAGAUCUGGAAAAGGUAUAUUAUACAUGUGAGAAAAAAAAGGUUACCAAUUUUUUUUAUUUAUUAUUAAAGAAUGUAAUAAAAGAGAUACUUAUAAGUAACAAUAUAAUAAAAAUACCAAUCCAAAAUAAUAACAACAAUAACAACCACGAUAAUAAUAAUAUUGGUUAUUUGGUUGGGGGGGGAGGAAAAAAUUUUAUAGAUGAAGAGGUAAAUAUUGUAAAAUGUAACGAAAAAUAUAAAGACGUUCAUAAUAUCAAUAUGAACAAUGUAAAAAUAUAUAAAAGUGAAUUGUAUUUAUAUUCUAUAAAUUUAUUUGAUGCAGGAUUAUAUAAUUUGUCUUUUGUCUUUUAUUUUCUUUUCUUUUAUUAUAUAAAGGCAUAUAAUUUAAAUAAAAUAUAUGAUAGAUAUAAAUAUUUUUUUAUGUUAUAUUCAGAGAUGUAUUUGGAAAAAUAUUUAUUCUCUAUCCCGUUCCUAUUUUCAUCUAUAUUUACUUUUCCUCAUAUUUUGAAAUACUCAAAGAGGGUAGAUGUAAAGGAAGGCAUUGAUCAAAUAAAAAAAAAUAAUAGUAAUAAUAAUAAUAAUAAUAAUAAUAACAUGAUGAUGAUGGUGAUGACCGAUAAAAAUAAAUAUGAUACUUAUAAAUACAAUACUCCUUUUUUUAAGACUUACGACUUAUUAAAUAAGGAUAAUAUAAUAAUUAUAAACAACAAUGAAGAGAGAGGAGAACGUAUUGAUUUUGUAUAUUCCUUAAACGUAUUUUCAAGAAUUAUAAAUGGACUAUUCAUAUUAAUAAGAAAUAAUGAUGAUACUAAUAAUAUGGUCAAUAAAGUAACUUACAAUAAUAAUAAUAAUAAUAAUAAUAAUUAUUAUUAUAAUAGCAUAUAUGAUCAUCUUAUGGAUAUUCUCUUUAUCAAACGGAAUGAAGGACAUGAUGAUAAUUAUAAAAACUACAUUAAUGAAGAAUAUAAAAAUAACAGUGAUUUAUUAGAUAUUCAUGAAUUUAAUAAAUAUAAUAAAAACCAAGAGAUAAUAAUAAAUUGGAAGAAGGAGAUAAAUUGUAUUUUUAAUCUGUUGAAUAAAUUAACAUAUUUAAAAAUAAGAGAUAUAUCAGAAAAUAAAAUUAAUUUAAAUUAUUUCCUGAUAAAUCUUUUAAGCAAAAUAUGGGGAAUCAGUAGACAUAAGAAAAAGAUGUUCCUUAGUAAAAAAAAUAAAAACAUGAACACAAAGAAAAGAAAUAUAAACGAAAAUAAUAUUAUACAUCAUGAAGAAGAUAUAAAUGUAAUAAGAAAUGUAAAUAAUAAAGAUAAUGUUUGUAUAAGAACAAAUAAAAUAAAUAAUAAAUUUCAUCAUCAAAAUGGUAUUUAUGAUGAUAAUAAUAAUAAUAAUAAUAUUAUGAUUAGUUUCCAACCAUUAUUUGAUGUAAUAUUAUGUGAUAAUAAUAAUAAUAAUAAUAAAAAGAAGAAAAAAAAAAUUAAGAUAUAUUAUUAUUAUACAGCAUUAAAUAAAUAUAAAAUAAUAUUAACACAUUUAUUUUUUUAUUUCUUUCAUUUAUACAUGAAAAAUUAUAAUGAAGAAUAUAUAAUGUUUCUUUUAAUAAAUUAUAUUAUCUCUAUACAAUUUUUAUAUAUAACGGAUGUGGUAAAUAUAUUAUUAAAUUUUUUUCAACAAAAAAAAAAAAAAAAAAAAUCAUUAGUUGCAUUACAUAUUGCUUUCUUACAAAUCAUAUUAUUUCGUUUAACUAUGAGCAACUUUUUUGUUUAUUACAAUGAAAAAAGAAAAAAGGAAACUUGUAUGGAUAUGAUACAAUAUUUCGAUAAAAAAAAAAUAAUAAAUAAUUCUAACACAUACAAAAAUAAUAAUAUUAAUACUAUUAAUAAUGAUAAUAAUUAUUAUUAUGUGGGAAAUAUUAAUGAUGAACAAGGUAAGCUAUCCAUUGUAAAACCAUCUAUUUAUUUAGAAAAAGAUAUAAAUAUAUAUAACAUAAAAGAAGUUGUAAACAGAAAAUAUUUUACAUAUUAUAUACAUCUCAUAGAUUUAUUCUUAUGCUAUAUAAGUAUACUUAUUUUAUGCUUUACCAUUUUAAAAAAAUAUUAUAAUUUCUUUGAUUAUAAUGGGGUAUAUAUAGACAAAAGUAAUAGUAUGAAAAAAAAAAUCAAGGGGAACAGAAAAAAAAAAAAAAACUUAAAAAAACUGUACUAUGUAUUAUAUGUAUUUCUUAAAAAAAUUAAAAAAAUUAAUUGGAAUAUUGAAAGUGUGUAUAAGAGAAAUGUAAGUGUAACAAGUGCUUUUUCGAAAUUUAUUGAAAGUUAUUAUGUUAUAAAAGUUGGAAAAAAGGAAAGAAAACAAAAAAAAAAAAUAAUAAAAAAAAAAAAUUAUAAAAAAAGAAAUAAUAAUGAUGAUAAUAACAACAACAAUAAUAAUAAUAAUAACAAUAAUAAUAAUAACAACAAUAAUAAUAAUAAUAACAAUAAUAAUAAUAACAACAAUAAUAAUAAUAGUAGUACAUGUAAUAAUGAUAGUCAUUUUUAUAUGAGUAACAAUCCGUGUGAUGGUAAGAACACAAAUUUUGAUGAAGAUAAAAAACAAAUUAAGUUAAAACAUAAAACGUCCAUAUCCACAAAAAAGAAACUCAUUAAAAAUAGCAUAAAUAACAUAUGUGCUCAGAUAAGUAUAAAAUCUUGUGAAUAUCUUCAAAAAAAAAAACGGCCUUCAGAUUACAUGUUUGAAAAGUUUUGUAUUAUAAAUAUAUUUUUAUCAGUGUUUGAAUUUCUUAUAGGAAAUUUUCAUAUAUUUGCUUAUAAAUCUAAUGUAUUUAUUCCUAAUACCAUGAACAUAAAAAAAGGAGACCUUCGAAAAGAAAAGGUUCACAAUAAAUCUAGUGUUCAAAAUAAUAAUAAAUAUAAAACUAAUAUUGUAUUAGAUGAUGUACAUACAAAUAUGUUAAUAGAUGAUAUACAUACAAAUAUAUUAAAAGAUAAAUUACAAAUUAAUCAUAUUAAUAAUCAGAAUACCCAUUUUUUUUACUAUCAUAUAUAUACGUUAUUACUUUGUAUAGAUAAUUUAUCUAUACAUAUGAAUAAUUUUAUUUAUUGUAAGAUGAAGAUGUUAUUAUAUAACUCAGCAUAUAAUAUUAAGAAUACGUUACUUACAUUUUUAUCUUUCCCAUUUUUUUUUAGUAAAUUAAAAGUUAAACCAAAUUAUAUUAAAUGCGAACAUUUUAUAGAUUCUCACAUUUCUUCAUUCUUUCAUAAACAUUUAUAUUUAAUAUGGAAAUUACAAAAUUGUACCUAUCGCUCAUUCUUGUUAUUUUUUAAUGAAGAGUUUUAUAACUUCAAUGAUUAUAUAAAUGAUAAAUUGUUGAGCUACAGAAAUUUAAUUAACAAAAUAAAUAUUAAUCAAAGGAACGAUAAUUUUUGUAAACAUAGUCAUGAAGAUGAGCAUAACAUCUAUGAUAAAAAGAAAAACGGAAAUAAUAAUCAUAAUAAUAAUGAUCAUAAUGAUCAUAAUGAUCAUAAUGAUCAUAAUAAGAAAAAGUAUGAUAAUAAUUAUGAUAAUAAAAAUAUUAUUGACCCUAGUUAUAAUUACAAUAAUAAUAAUGAGAAUCACUCACUACAAUCUAAUAAAAUAUCAGACAAUAUGAAAGACCCAGGAAAUACAUACGAUAACAAAAAUAGAAAAUACAAGGAUGAUAGAAACCAUGUGAAAGAAAAAGAUAAAAGAAAAAAAAAAAAAGAAAAAGAAAAAAACAUAAUAAAAGAAGAAUCUCCACUUUUUAAUAACACGGUCAUGAACAAUAAUUCUGGGAACAAUAAUUAUAAUAAUAUUCAUCAUUGUGAUAAUACAAGUGAUGCUUAUAUUAAUUCUUAUAAAAAUGAAUACAAAAAAUUUUAUGAUUUAUAUAACAGAGGAUUUAAAUUAACGGAAAAAGAUUAUAUACUAAUACCUAAUGUAUGUAUAGAAAAAACAAAUAUAGCUUGUAAUCAUUCAAACUUCCUUUUUAAAAAAUCAAAAAGUUAUGAAAAAUUUGCUUCCUUUACUUCAAAAAUUAACUUUUUAAAAAAAUUUAAAAAAAAUUAUGUAAAGGCAAAUUUUAUCAAAUGUAAAGAGAAAAAAAAAAAAAAAAAAAAAAAAAAAAAUGUUCCUCAGAAUAAUUACAAGAAUCAUCAGGAACAAAAUUAUAAUUCCUAUUAUUCUAUAGAUUACGAUAACUUAUUUAAAAUGUCUAGUUAUACAUCAAGUGUUUUAUCGAACCCAAAUUCAGAUGAUGAAUACAUAGAGAAUGAUGACCAUUAUCAUGAUCAUAAUGUUAAGGUUGAGCGAACGGAUAUAUAUAAUUAUGAUGGUUAUUAUAAUAAUAUAUAUAAAGGAAAUAAUAAUAAUAAUAAUAAUGAUGAUGAUCAUAAUAAUGAUAAUUAUAAUGAUAAUUAUAAUGAUAAUAUUUUUCACUGCUAUGAAAAAAAAAAAAAAAAUAAUAGACACACAUCCAUAUUUCGUCAAAAUAAUAAAAAGUUACCACAUGUUAUUCCAUUAUCUCUACUUUUCUACAAUUUUAAUGAAAAAUAUUUUAUGGAAAAAAAUAAAGUCGAUCAAUCUAAUAGUACUAUUUUAUAUAUACAUAAAAAAAACAAAAUAAAAAAAAUAUGUAUCCUGGAUCAUUUGAAGAAGCUAAAUAAAAAAUGUAAAUUUAUUAAUUAUAUAUCGUACAAUGAUAUAGAAUAUGAUAAUAAGUACAUAAGUAAGAAAAAAAAAAAAAAAAUUAUAUUAAAUGAAGGAUAUAAUAAUGAAAUAAAUAAAAAAUCCAAAAACCAUUCUUCCAUGAUAAAUACAAGUAAUAAAACAAUUGUAAGUAGCGAUAUACAUAAUACAUCUAACAUUUUACCACAAUUUAUUUUCCAAAAUAGAGAAUCACAAGCAGAUGCACAUAUAGAACCCAAAAAUGAAAACAUUCAAAAUGGAAAACCACACAUUCUUCAAUUACAAAAAAGGUCUUUAGGUUCAGAUAGUAUAUAUGAUGAAAAUGGAAAUAUAAAUGAACAAAAUUUUAAUGUAAGUAAUACCAUAGAAGAAGAAGGAGAAGGAGAAGGAGAAGAAGAAGAAGAAGGAGAAGGAAAUAAUCAAAAUAGGAAUGAUCAUAAUAAUGAUGCUAGAUUAAAUCAUGAACAAAAUGAUUUAGUAAAAGAGGAGAAAGAAAAUAUGAACAAAAUAAUGAUACAUAAUAAUAACAAAAAUAAUCAUAACAAAAAAAAUCAAAAAGUUUUUCUAGAUAUUAAUAUGAAUAAAUUAUUAUAUAUAUAUAAAUGCAUGCACAUACAAUGUAUGCAUAACCUAACACCUUUAUGUUCCUUCCUAAAUACAUUUGUACCUAAUGAUUAUAGUAUAACCAAUUUUUUUCAUAAUACAUAUAACAAUUAUUUUGUGAAUAAUAUAUUUUUCCAUAAUUUUUUUUACACAUAUGAUAAUAGUUUAACAUUAUUAUUGAAUUCUAAUAAUAUGAAUUCGUUACAUUAUCAUAAUGAUAUAAUAUCCCAUGUGGAUUAUGGAAACGAGCACGACGUUUAUAAGAAUAAUAGUUAUGCACCAGGUGGGUUCAAAAGCGCAGGCGCAGAUGAAAAUUUAAGAAAAAAGUCGUCUAAGGGAAGAAAUAAAAAUAAAAUAAAUAAUCAUAUGGAUGAUAAUUACAAUAAUGGGGCCAAUAUUUACAAUAAUGGGGACAAUAUUUACAAUAAUGGGGACAAUAUUUACAAUAAUGGGGACAAUAUUUACAAUAAUUUUGAUUUGUCUAGUGGAUAUGAAAAAAAAGAACAUUUUAAUAAUUUACAUACUGAUAAAGAAAAAUACGAGAUAGAAAAAAGCAAAAAUAUAAAAAGUGUAGGAAUAAAUAAUAAAUAUAAUAAUAACAUGAAUGCAUAUGAUGAAAUAAAAAACAAUUUGAUUAUCUCCAAGACAGCUGAAAAAUAUAUGGAAAUGUUACUAUUAUUAUUAUAUAAUAACAUGCGUUUAUAUGAUAAAGAUAAAAUAAAUGAUACAAAUAAUACGAAGAAGAAUGAAUUUAGAUAUUUUUUUGAAUAUAUAGAUAAAAAUAUAAAUAGUUGUAUAAGAAAAAAAUAUAAUUUUAUAAAUCAGUUAUCAGAUGAACAACGAAAUAUAUCUUUUUUUAAAACAGGUGGAAUAAUAUCUCAUCCAUUUUUACCCUUCUUUGCAUUAAUACAUAUAAAUAAUAACGAAAAAAAUAUGAAUGAACAAAUUAUAGAUAAAGAAAAAUUUCAAAUUAAAUUUUGUAGAUUCACAGAUAAUUAUGAUGAUAUAUCUUAUAAAUAUGGAAGUAUUACAAGUAUGACAUGGAAUGAUUCUGGUAAUUUAUUAAUGGUUUCUGAUGACGAAGGGUAUUUAUAUAUAUAUAAUAUUUUCUUAGGAAAUUUUAUAUGGACCAAAACCAAAGAACGAGCUUUAUACAAAAAGAACCUGACCAGUUCAUCAAAAAAUGCAUCGAAAGAAACAAAAAAUAAGGAUAUACCGAAUGUUACCAAUGAUAAUACUUGUAGUGUUAAAUGUGUAAGUGAUUAUCGUCAAGAAGAAAAAGAACGUGGACAACAUUAUAAAGGUAGGAAGGAUGAUCAAGAGACUUAUGAGGAGGAAUAUGAUGAAGAAAGUGAACAGGAUGAUUAUUACGAUGAUGAUUAUUAUGAUGACGAUUAUUACGAUGAUGAUUAUUAUGAUGAUGAUUAUUAUGAUGACAAUUCCUAUAAUGACAAUUCCUAUGAUGACAAUUCCUAUGAUGACAAUUCCUAUGAUGAUGAAAAAAAAAUGAAUAAAAAAUCACUUCCUUACAACAAAACACAAAAGAGAUACCAAAGAAAGGACAAGAAUAACAAACUUCGAAAUUUUUUUAAAGAGAACAUAUUAAAAAAGAAAAAAAAGUAUAUGAUGGAAAAAGAGACGAAAGAUAUGAUAUAUAUGAAAAAUAUGAGAAAGUUACAUAUUAUGAGAAUAAAAAGAAGAAGAAAAAAAUUAAAUAAAAAAAAAGGAUAUAUUAUAAAAGAAGCUAUGUGUGUAAUAAAAUUACAUGAUCAAAUUAUUGAUAUUAAAUAUUUAAAUGAUAAUAACUUUUAUAUAAUAUCUAUUGGAAAAGGUGUUAAUAAAAAGUGUUUAAACAAUAACACUGUCUUUAUAAAUUCGUAUUUUAUGAAAAGUCAAGAAAAUCAUAUGAACAAGGAAAAAACCGAAACACCAAGAAACUGUAAUAUAUAUAAGGAAAAUAUGAUGAAUAUGAAAUCUUUUAUGGAUGAUAAUAAAUAUUCAAACAAUAUGAUGAGUAGUCCUUAUAUACAAUAUGUUAAUAAUUUAACAAUAUCAAAUAAUAAUAAUAAUAAUAAUGAUAGUAAUAAUAAUACAGUAUAUGAUAAAAAAAAACAAAAAGAUGAUCAAGAAGAAAAUGAACUUCAAAAAAUUAAUGAUACAAAUACAAAUAUAUAUGAAGUACAAGAUAAAACACAAAAUACUCAUCAUAUUAUUCCUACCAAUUUAAAUAAUAAUAAUAAUAAUAAUAAGGAGAAUAUAACAAUUCAAAAUGAUGAGAAGAUACAUCAAGUUAAAACAUCACAUGUACAUAAUAAUAGCACAAAUGUUAUUCAAGGAAUAAAUGAAAAAAAUGCUAUAUUAGACAAUUUUAAUAUAACAAAAAAAAAAAACAAAAUGUACACAACCAAAAAUAAUGAUACUAGUAAUAAUAAUAAUAAUAAUAAUUACUAUAACAAUAAUAACCAUGUUGAUACCUUUUUAAAUCAACAUGUUUUAAAAUCGAAAAAAUCCUACUUUAAAUCACGGUUUUUUUAUUUUGAUUCAUCCAAUAUUAUACCCAUGAAAUUUUUUAAAAAAAAUAAAAAAUUACAAGAACAAAAUGAUAUACUUGACAAUAUAUGUAUUUGUAUUUGGGAUAUGUGUUCUAUACUAACCAAUGAAGAAAAACAAUAUUUAAAAAAUAAAAAUGUAGAAAUGAAUACAAAUGAAAAUGUGAAUAAUAAAACCGAAUCAAAAAAAAUGAAGAAAAAAAAAUCGGUUAUAUUACAUCCAUCAUUAGUUUGUGUUAUUAGUAAUUUAUCAAAAUAUUAUAUUAAUAAUGAAAAUAUAAAAAAUAUGAAUUCUUAUAAUAAUAAUAAUAAUAAUAAUAUAAAUCUUUAUAAUAAUAAUAAUAAUAAUAAUAAUAAUAAUUGUAUUACUAGUUUUUCUGUAUGGACCUCAACCUUUACAAAUUACAUGUACAAAUCAGUGUGUCCUUUUGAAAAACAAAAUAGUAUGCCAUUAAAUGAAGUAGGAAAAAAUUCUACUGAAUUAUCUGAACCUCCUAAAAAAAAAAGUAUAUUCUGGAGUUUGUUUAAAAAUAAAAUACAUUCUGAUCAUUUUUCACAAGAUGCAUAUAUUUUUUAUGGUGAUCAACUAGGAUAUAUUCACUUAAUUCAUCUUCAACUACAUAGAGAGAUUUACUGCUUUAAGCCUUUUGAUUUUCCAAUUUUUAAAAUAUUUAUAACUACCAAUAUGUGUACGAAGUUAUUGAUAUUGGCAGAGGACAGGCUGAAAAUUUACGAAAUCCUCCCGGGGCUUCAAGUGGUUUUCAUCAAAGAAAUCGAAAUAAAACAUGAUGUAAGCCCCAAGAAAUGCAUAUGUGAAGAAAAAAUUCAUGAACUAAAAGAAAGAAGGAAAAAAGAAGAACAUGAAAAUGAAGGAAUUUCUAUUUUUAACCUCUCUUAUUUUUUAUCAUCAAAUUAUCAUAAAAAACAAAGUAAUACAAGAAGUGAUGAAAAAAUGAAUUCAUCAUAUAAUUAUUCAUAUAAUCGUAUGCCAUCUGAUAAUAACAAAAGUAAUAAUUUAUUAAAUGGAUCAGCACAAAAUGUUAAUACAAACGAUUCGAAAAAAACAGUACAAUUAUAUUCUUUCCAAAAAAAUGAUAAGAAAAAAGAAAAAAACACAAACUCUUCUUUUAAUUCAAUAUCUCAUUUAAAAAGUCCAAGUGAAAAUAGUGAAGAAAUGGAUAUUCAUAGUGAUAAAGAAGGAUAUCAAAGUGUUAUUAUAGGAGGAAUCAAUUUUGGAUAUUUAGGAUUUAACUUUUCCAAGUUUAUGAAUAAUAAAAAAAAAAUAACAAUAAUUGAUGCAUAUUUGUUAUCUACAACACAUUUAGUAACCAUAUCGAAUAAUGGAACCAUUGCCCUCAUAAAAAUAUGA
Molecule: messenger RNA, 18105 nt
Organism: Plasmodium falciparum 3D7
Lineage: Eukaryota; Apicomplexa; Aconoidasida; Haemosporida; Plasmodiidae
Source: RefSeq, a predicted model, not a curated record